This is a messenger RNA of Paramecium sonneborni, 1241 nucleotides long. The record is from the annotation of a GenBank genome assembly. Lineage: Eukaryota; Ciliophora; Oligohymenophorea; Peniculida; Parameciidae.
AUUUAAAAUGGGAUAACAAUGUUAAAAAUGUUAAUUAAAUUAAGCAUUAAGUCAUGACUUAAAUAGAAAUGAUUAAUCUGAUUCAGAUCCAGAAUAUGAUGAAGUCGAUGAAAAAUAACCAUGUAUUAAAGCCUAAUUAUUUUUGUAGAAAAACCACCUUCUCUUGAUAGCAAGUCUAAUUCAACUACUUUUUAUAAAGAAUAAUAUAAUUCCUUAUCUUCAUAGUAAUAAGGAAAAGAUGACAUCGAUAAUAAUAAUAAUAAUCUUUAAUUGAAUCUAAAUGAUGGUUCAACCUAUAUAGGUGUUAUAUAGAAUGGUAAAGCUAAUGGUUAUGGUAAAUUAAUUACUUUUAAUGGCGAUAUUUAUGAAGGCAAUUUUAUUGAUAAUCUUUUAGAAGGUAAUGGAUAAUGCCUCUUUAAAAGAGGACCAAUAUAUACAGGAUAAUUUAAAGCUGGUAAACCUGAUGGUAAUGGAAAAGAACUAUGGCCAGAUGGAUCUAAUUAUGAAGGAGAAUUCUAAAAUGGGAAAAAGAAUGGUUAUGGUACUUACAUAUGGAAUUAAUAAAGUAAUUAUGAAGGACAAUGGAAAGAUAAUAUGAUUUAAGGAAUUGGAAAAUAUUAAUGGUUGGAUGGUAGAGUAAUUUUACAAUUUUAUUAGCUAACAGUCUUAUUAUGGAUAAUGGCUUAAAAAUUAAAUGCAUGGAAGAGGUUGUUAUAAAUGGAAAGAUGGAAAAUAUUAUGAUGGAUAAUAUCAAAAUGAUAGAAAAUCUGGCUUUGGAAUAUUUUAUUGGCCUGAUGGUAGAUAAUUUUAAGGUUAUUGGUAAGAUGGUAAAUAACAUGGGAAAGGAAUCAUUAUAAAUGAAAAUGGUAUUAAAAAAUUUGGAGAGUGGCAAGAUGGAAAAUUAAUCAAUUACAUAGAAGAUUUAGAUUGUCAACUUAUUCCAGAUGGAUGGUUUCUAAAUUCUUUUAAUUAUUAAUGAAUUAAUUUUCUUACUUUAAUAUUUUUGUAUAAUUACAUUAUAAACAACAUUUUAAUUAAUGUCAAUUAUAAUCAUCAUAAUCUAUACAUCAUUACUUAUUAUUUUUAUAUACUCAUAUUCUUAUUCUAUUUUUUAUUAUCUAUUGUAUUUUUUUAUUUAAAAUAUCAAUGAAUAACGACUAACUAAAUUGAAUGAUUCAAAAGAUAUCUAAAAUUAUAAAAAAUCAGAUUCAAGUAACAGAGAAUAGUAAUAUUUCGUUUGA